This is a messenger RNA of Oncorhynchus masou masou (cherry salmon), 1241 nucleotides long. RefSeq names its product transmembrane protease serine 6-like. The record is from RefSeq and is a predicted model, not a curated record. NCBI's taxonomy places the organism in Eukaryota, Metazoa, Chordata, Actinopteri, Salmoniformes, Salmonidae. Gene Ontology annotation, molecular function: protein binding; serine-type endopeptidase activity. Gene Ontology annotation, biological process: proteolysis.
CCUCCAACAUAGAGCUGCAGCCAGUAUCAGGGGUACAGGGUAGUCUACGUACCCCCUUCUAUCCCAGCUACUACCCACCAGACACCAACUGUACCUGGACAUUCACUGUGCCCUCUGCAGACUAUGGACUAUCUCUGGAGUUUGAAGGUUAUGAGCUGAGCAGAGCCAACUAUAACCAGGCCUGUACACAGGGGCAGUGGAUGGUACAGAACCGCAGGUUCUGUGGGAUGAGAGGUCUCCAGCCGUAUGCUGAGCGCCUCUACCUCCUCUCCACGGCAACCAGAGUUGUCAUGACGUCCGAGGUGUCAAUCACAGGGCCUGGACUCCAGGUCCACUACAGCCUCUUCAACCAAUCAGAUCCCUGUGACGGCAUCAAAGACUGCCCCAACGGACUGGACGAGAGGAACUGUGUGUGUAUAGCCCAGUACCAGUGUCCAGAGGACAGUCAGUGUGUUGACUACUUCAAGGUGUGUGACCAGCACCCAGACUGCCUUGAGGCCAUGGAUGAAGAGAACUGCACAGAGGGUGUACAGUGUACAGACAAGACGUAUGUGUGUGCUGACGGGACGUGUCUGAAGAAGCCAAACCCAGAGUGUGACUUCAUCACCGACUGUCCUGAUGCCUCCGAUGAGAGACACUGUGACUGUGGUCUGAGGCAGUUCACCAGUCGCGUUGUGGGAGGAGUCAACGCUACUGAAGGGGAGUGGCCAUGGCAGGUCAGCCUUCAGAUCGGUGGACGUCAUGUCUGUGGGGGGGCUCUGGUCUCCAGCCAAUGGGUGGUGUCAGCUGCCCACUGUUUCUAUGAUGACCGUCUCUCUCCCAGAGCGUGGACAGUCUACCUAGGUAAGUUCCUAUUGAACCGCAGCAGUCAGAUGGAGGAUGCCAUUCGGGUGCAACAGAUCCUCCUGCACCAGUACUACGAUGACGAGACACACGAUUAUGACUUGGCUUUGCUGCGACUGGAGAGACCUGCAGCUCCAGGCACCCUGGCCCAGCCCGCCUGCCUGCCGUCACCUACACACCAGCAAGAACCUGAGCUACUCUGUUGGGUCACGGGCUGGGGCGCGCUACGUGAAGGAGGCACUCCCAGUAACGUGCUGCAGAAGGUGGAUGUGCGUCUGGUGAGCGAGGAGGCCUGCUUCCGUUCCUAUGGUUACAUGGUCACUCCCAGGAUGUUGUGUGCCGGCUACCGCAGCGGAGAGAAGGAUGCCUGUCAGGUACAGGAAGUGGUUUCAGAGUAG